Corythoichthys intestinalis (scribbled pipefish) is the source of this 2776-nucleotide messenger RNA. RefSeq names its product zinc finger protein OZF-like. The coding region runs from base 302 to 1786 and encodes 494 amino acids. The record is from RefSeq and is a predicted model, not a curated record. The transcript is spliced from 3 exons. Gene Ontology annotation, molecular function: DNA-binding transcription factor activity, RNA polymerase II-specific; RNA polymerase II cis-regulatory region sequence-specific DNA binding. Gene Ontology annotation, cellular component: nucleus. Gene Ontology annotation, biological process: regulation of transcription by RNA polymerase II. NCBI's taxonomy places the organism in Eukaryota, Metazoa, Chordata, Actinopteri, Syngnathiformes, Syngnathidae.
UCUGCACAUGCGCGCCGCUAUCUGGUCGCCACACAAAGGGUCAGUUACCCUUGCGGUAAAAUUAAAGUGCUCAGCAACAUGCUGCUUUUUGUGCGGAGUUAACCCACUAAGUUCGCGACGCUUGAAGUUCAGAACUACUUGACUGGAGCAAAAUCGAAAGAUUUGGUCCAUCCAAGUGGUCUUCGUGCGCGUUGUAGCUUCGGAGCCUAGUUAUCUUAGCUAAGCUUAGCUUAGCUUGCGAACACAGACCAACGUGGUUCGACGCUUGAACAUCAAGUUGGAGCCUUCUAAAGUGUGCAAAAUGCGCGCAAGAACGACGCCAGCCGCCAAGUUCGAGGCGGAACUUUGUGGCGCAAAAGAUCUGCGACAACAUCAAUGCUCGGCUUCUUGCAAAAUGCAAGAAAAGGUUGUGCCUUGCACACUACCAGAUCUAUAUGUCAGCCAAGACCAUUGUCCUGAGCACCAAGAGUCUGCAUGCAUCAAAGAGGAGGAAGAGUCCAGACCCAUCCAAGGUUUCAGCAAAUAUCUUGGUCCUGAGUGGCAGGAGUCUCCUGGCCUUAAAGAGGAAGUGGAGCACCCGCAAAUGAAACAGGAGGAGUCAGACCUGCCAUACGUUAAAGAGGAGGACAAUAUCACCAUGUCGACUGGUGUGCCCUUGAAUAGCGAGGAUGGUCCGACGGAGCCUCCAAGCAGCAGUUCAACAGAAGGAUCGCAAGCACACAUUUUCAUCGCACCAUCAGAUAGAAAUGGCGCCAUGUCACACUCACCUUACAAAGAUGAUGGUCAUAAGAAAUCUCACCGUGGCGACAAACUCUGCAAAUGCUCUCAGUGUGAGAAACCCUUCGUUAAUAACUAUACUCUUCGUAUGCAUAUGAGGAGCCACACGGUUAAAAAACCUUAUUCCUGCUCAGAUUGUGGUCAAAAAUUCACUCAGAAGAGAGUCUUUAACAAACACACAUUAACCCACACUGGUCAAAAACCUUUUUCCUGCUCAGUUUGUGGUCGCAGUUUCACUGAAAAGGAUAACUUACAAAGGCACACAAGAACCCAUACUGGUGAAAAACCUUUUUCCUGCUCAGUUUGUGGAAAAAGAUUCACUCAGAAGAGUGCCGCAAGUAGACACACAAGAACCCACACUGGUCAAAAACCUUUUUCCUGCUCAGUUUGUGGUCACAGUUUCGCUGAAAAGGACAACUUACAAAGACACACAAGAACCCACACUGGUGAAAAACCUUUUUCCUGCUCAGUUUGUAGUCAAGGAUUCACUCAGAAGAGCGCCUUAACUAGACACACAAGAACCCACACUGGUCAAAAACCUUUUUCCUGCUCAGUUUGUGGUCACAGUUUCACUGAAAAGCACAAUUUACAAAGACACACAAGAACACACACUGGUGAGAAACUUCUUUCCUGCUCAGUCUGUGGUCAUGGAUUUAGUUCCAAGAGCUCCUUAAAAAUCCACAAAAGAACCCACACUGGUGAAAAACCUUUUUCCUGCUCAGUUUGUGGAAAAAGAUUCACUCAGAAGAGCGACUUGAAUAGACACACAAGAACCCACACUGGUGAAAAACCGUUUUCAUGCUCAGUUUGUGGUCAAGGAUUCACUCAAAUUCACCACUUAAAAGUACACAUAACAUCCCACACUGGUGAAAAACGUUUUUCUUGCUCAGUUUGUGGUCAAGGAUUCAGUUGCAGGAGCUCCUUAAAAAUACACAAAAGAACCCACAUUGGUGAGAAAAAGAAAAUCAAAACAUUUUUGUCAAAAUUUGUAAUAUUGAUGUCCCAUUGACAACCAAACAUGCUCGACGAAACAUUUUUAUGCGUGAUAUGUAUUCACCAUGUUAGGAUAAACAUUCGACAGAAAAAACUGGGACUUUAUAUUUGAUAAUUCAAAAAAAAAAAAAAAAGCAGCUAUGGUCAAAGGCGUUUUUGUCCUUUUGCCCUGGUCAAAACAGGUUAUACACAGGAGACCAGUGCAAAAUAGUGACUAUAUAUAUAUAUAUAUAUAUAUACACAACAUAUAAUACACAGUGUAUCGUACAUUACAUAUUUAUAUAUAAACUACAAUAUAAAAUUUGUUAGAUACUUUUCAAUGUUUAAAACAGACCAUAAAAUGAAAACUAUAUGCAUUUCUUAGUCUUUGAUUCCUCAGAGGCCUUGGUCAGUUCCUCCCUGGCUGGAGACACAGGCCCACAUUGUUUGUCUCACACAUCCAGGCAGUACUCCUCUGCAGAGGAGGUGCCCCAUGCUGGCUCUCUGCAAUUUCAGUCAAUGACAACACUGGAAUCUCCACAGCCCUCUCCAGGACAUAGGUCAGGUAGAUGACGGGUACUUAUUUCAUGGUCAAUUCAUAGCACAUACACAGUAUAUAUCUUUUUCUCAUCACAGCACAAACUGUAGCAGAGAAGUAGCAGGGGUGAAAGUGGAUAGAAAUUUCUUGCUGAGAUUCCCUGAAACGAAGGUUGCCGCGGAGCCUGAAAUGUUUUUUUUGGGGGGGGGGCUCAAACCUUGGAAAACCACUGAAAUGCAGAUCAAACUGCUUUUGGCACAGUUAUUCCUAGAAACACAAAUUUUCAUUCAAACUUCUUUUUCAAUGAUUUGCAAAAUAAAUGUUAACAGAACCAGCAGUAACCCAAACUCCUAAUCUUCCCCCCCCCCACAUUUUCUAAAUGCAAAACCUCCAUUUUAACUACUUUAGAACAUUGGAUGUUCAUUAAAAUAGUGUACUGCACAUAACACGUCACCUUUAUUCAGUAAUAUUCAUGACAUUACUGACUGU